Messenger RNA from Physcomitrium patens, 3537 nucleotides. RefSeq lists its product as uncharacterized. NCBI's taxonomy places the organism in Eukaryota, Viridiplantae, Streptophyta, Bryopsida, Funariales, Funariaceae. Gene Ontology annotation, molecular function: calcium ion binding; alpha-amylase activity. The record is from RefSeq and is a predicted model, not a curated record. Gene Ontology annotation, biological process: carbohydrate metabolic process.
AUACGACGAUUUUUUUAUAUUAGAGAUUCGGUUAGAGUGUGUGAGACUGGCCCAAUUUGAUUUUAACUUACAGACCCUAAUAGUGUGCGGGGUAGGGGGCGCAGUGAGAAUGAACUAGCUGAUCAGAACGUCGAAGACGUAAUUUGGAUGGCAUGGCGCUCUUGUAGCGGUUUGCAGGCGAGGCAUUGGUGUAGAUGCCUUGGAUACUUUCCACGAGUGCGCUCGGACGCAAAUGUGGGUCUCUUGCUCUUUCCGCACUUUAUUUGUCUUGAAAAGAGCAAACAAGAGAGCUUGGAUCCUGCAAGGUCUUUUGUAUUCAUCAUCUCGCAACCGAUUGGGUUCUGGAGCUGGUGUCUUGAGGGGGAUGUCCACAAGUAAAUGACCAUGCCUUCUCCUUGACCACGAUGCAUUUCUUUACUUUCAAGAGAGUGUGUGAGGAACCACGAGGGAUACUCUGGAAGUUUUGCAUUUGGCGGCCUUGAGCAUAUUCUUUGUUUCCAGCUGGGGCUGACCUUAAAAAACAACCGGAAAUGGAUACCAUUUUGACCCGUUCACUUGCGGGUGUGUCGGGACACCUACUGCCAAUAGGGCGUGGGGAGUUCCAAUCCACUUCACCAAGCAUUCAUUUGAUUUCCUCAUACCACUGCGCUGGAUCAAACAAUAACAAUUCGACCAUAAAAACUCCAUUCCUUGGUGAGAGGGUUUUGGUGUCUAGGAAUGUAAACACAACCAAAGCACUUCGACGAAUUUGGCAUGGCCGUGUUUUUGUUUCCGUUCUCAAGGGUGAGAAUAACAAUGGUAGUAGAGGAUUCCAAAUUCCAGACGAUGUUGAGUCCCUCAAAGUUGCUCUGGCCGCUGCCGAAGCUAGAGCUGAUGCUGCAAAGAAAGCUGAGAAGCAAGCCUUGGAGGCUUUGACAGCCAUGGAGGGAAAAUCAUCAGACACUGUCAAGACCUCUCGCAAUAUGAAACAGAUCAAGCUUAAGGGAGGGAACGACGAUGCAGAUGGCAUUAGUCUCGCCGUGCAGGUAGAAAAAAUUUCAGAGGCUGCGAUUCAAAAAGCUACUGCUCGCAUAACGGAAGAUGCCACGUUGAAAGUGGCUGCUGCUGAAACCGCAGCUGCUGAGGCUGUUCUCCAGCUUGAGGAAAGGUUGCAACGGGCAGUAGAUGAAGCCGCGUCUGCCGUUGCUGGGGAGACUCAAGUAGCAAUUGAUGAAGCCAGGGCAGCCGCUAAAGUAGCUAAAGCUCAGGCUGCUAAAUCUGAAGCACUCUUAAACGAACAAGUGAAUGUCUUAAAUGAAUUGGCAGAGAUUGAAGCGAAGAUGCUAGUACUGGAAGAGGCUCUCCUUGCUGCGGGUCGACAGUUGCAAAUUGCAAAUGGAGAAACAGAACGUGUACGCAUUGAGCUUGACGCAGUUCAAUCUUUCAUAAAAACUGCGACAGCUAGGGCUGAAGCAGCGGAAAAGACUAUUAUUGAGGUACAAAAAGCUGCUAGCAAAGCAGCGGAUGAGCGUGAGGCCAGUGCAUUGACUGCAAUCGACGCAGUGAAGAAAGCUGCGAAAGCAAGGCAAGUGGCCGACAAGGUCGCCUUUGAAGCUGAGGCAGAUGCCCUUCGGAGUGCAAACGAUGCAUCUCACAAAGCUAGUGAAGCUCGCAGACUUGUCAUAAAGUCCAGAUGCGAAUCUUUAGAGAAAUCAUUGGUAGCUGCAGAGGGUGCGGCGGCUGCUUGGAGGAACAGAGCGCUUACGGCUGAGGAGUUACUGAGGCAAUCCAGAAUAAAUGGGGUUGAGAUUGAUAGUAGUAGUCCGGUGCCUGACCUUCUACCGCCAAAUAUAGGUCGCCUUGAAAUGCUUCCAGGUAGUGAUGCAAAAAUCAAAGACCUUCUUGAAAAUGGACCUAGACGGGAAACUCCGGACUGGAUGAAACGGCGCCUUCAGACAGGGCAGCAAAACUUGCCACCAAUGCAACCUACUUCGAUAACCGCCGACAUUGAUGCGGCGAUCCCUUUGGAAUUGCCUACCCCCGAGGAUGUUUGGGACGUUGCGAAGUCGAAGGUAAAGGAAGAUGACAAAUACACCGUGCGAGCAGCAGAGAAGGAAGCACUUGACUUGCAACGGAAUGCCUUGGAAAGAGCUCUUCAGACAAAAUCCCUUAGAACCCUUGUGAGGUAUCCUGAAGAAUCCGAGUCAAAGACAGAAUCUGGCACUGGAUCUGGUCGCGAGAUUGUGUUUCAAGGUUUCAACUGGGAGAGCUGGAGACGGCAAUGGUGGUUGGAGAUGUCAGCUAAGGCCUCGGAUCUUGCAAAAUGUGGAAUAACCACAAUCUGGCUUCCUCCACCCACUCAAUCCGUCGCCCCUCAAGGUUACAUGCCAGGUGAUCUCUACAACUUGAAUUCAGCUUAUGGAGGAUCGGAGGAACUGAAACUAUGUAUAAAUGAGAUGCAUAAGCAUAAAAUCCUUGUUCUUGGAGACGUAGUUCUUAAUCAUCGUUGUGCACAGAAGCAGAGUCCUAAUGGAGUAUGGAACAUAUUCGGAGGCAAGCUCGCGUGGGGACCUGAGGCUAUUGUAGGGGAUGAUCCCAAUUUUCAAGGGCGGGGAAAUCCUAAGAGCGGGGACUUUUUUCAUGCUGCUCCAAAUGUCGACCAUUCCCAGAAGUUCGUUCGCAAGGACAUCAUGGAGUGGAUGCAGUGGCUGCGCACUGAAUUCGGAUUCGAUGGCUGGCGGCUCGACUUUGUCAGGGGGUUUUGGGGUGGUUACGUGAAGGAGUACAUCGAAGCAACAAAGCCAGCAUUUGCAAUCGGAGAGUACUGGGAUAGUCUGUCGUACGAGGGUGGACAAGUGAGCUACAAUCAAGAUGCUCAUAGACAGAGAAUUGUAAACUGGAUUAACGCAACUGGUGGUACAUCUUCAGCGUUUGAUGUGACAACUAAGGGCAUUUUACAUUCAGCACUUCAUGGUGAAUUCUGGAGAUUGAUAGAUCCUCAAGGGAAACCACCCGGAGUGAUGGGCUGGUGGCCUUCUCGUGCAGUCACGUUCCUUGAGAACCAUGACACCGGAUCAACGCAGGGUCAUUGGCCAUUCCCUCGCGACAAGCUAAUGAUGGGUUAUGCGUACAUCUUAACACACCCUGGCACACCUGUGAUUUUCCACGACCACUUCUACGACUUUGGGCUGCAUGAUCAAAUAGCGGAGCUUAUCGCUGUAAGGACACGGACUGGUGUGCAUUGUCGGAGCCCAGUAAAAAUAUUUCAAGCAAAUUUUGAAGGAUAUGCUGCUCAAAUAGGGGAGAACCUAGUCAUGAAAAUCGGUCACCUUGACUGGAACCCAUCGAAACAAAACAAUCUGCCAGGAAGCUGGGACAGAUGUGUAGACAAGGGUGAGUAUCAGCUCUGGGAAAGGAUAUAACUAGAUUACACAAUUUUCCAUCUGCCAAGGCGUGAACCUAACUUGACGACGUGCUAUAUGGUUAUGUAUAAACAUUCUUAUUUUUUUCUGCCAAUGCAGAAGGGUAAAGUUUCUAUUCAUCAUUUUCUUUACCAUU